AUGUCGCCAUCCACAUCUCCCGCCGGCAAGCGCAAGCGCAGCGCCUCCCACCUACCCGCGCCCAUUCCCAAGAACGUCACAGCCGACCUCCAGCCAUCCUCGCGCGACGCGUCCGGCGAAGAAGGCGGCGACGACUCAACAGGACCCAAUUCCAAUGCUGAGACCGCCAAUGCCACCCGUCACUCUGCGAAGCGAGUCCGAAAGUCUUCCGCCGCGGAUGCCGCUGCAAGUCACAGUGAAGUGAACGGCUCCGAGCCCGCCAUUAACAAAGAGGACCCCGGCGAGCCAUCUGAGACAACUGUCGCCAGCAGCGAUAUUGAGAGUGGAACCCGGUCGCGCCCCGGAUUGCACAUCGAUCUGCCCAACGACCAACCUGUGGUGGAGGAGCAAAUGGCGCCGCCGGUCUUCGGCCGCUUGCAGGAUCCUGUCGGUUAUCACACUAACCCUCCGCCCACUGGCCGACCGGUGCGUGUGUAUGCGGACGGUGUCUUUGAUUUGUUCCAUCUUGGUCACAUGAGACAGCUCGAGCAGGCUAAGAAGGCUUUCCCCGAUACUUAUCUGAUUGUCGGUGUCACCGGCGACGAGGAGACACACUUGCGCAAGGGCCUGACGGUGCUGAGCGGUGCUGAGCGCGCUGAGACUAUUCGUCACUGCAAGUGGGUCGAUGAGGUUAUUCCAUGCUGCCCUUGGAUUGUCACACCGGAGUUCCUGUCUGAGCACAAGAUUGACUAUGUUGCUCACGAUGAUCUGCCCUACGAGGCUGCUGAGGGCGAUGACAUCUACCAGCCGAUCAAGAAGCAGGGCAAGUUCCUGGUAACUCAACGGACGGAGGGCGUUAGCACCACGGGAAUCAUCACACGGAUCGUCCGCGACUACGAUCAAUACAUCUCUCGCCAAUUUAAGCGUGGCGCCUCCCGCCAAGAACUGAACGUGUCAUGGCUGAAGAAGAACGAGCUCGAGAUCAAGCGCCACGUCGUGGACCUGCGCGACAACAUUCGCAACAACUGGACAAUGACUGGUCAAGAACUUGGCCGUGAACUGCGCCAGAUUUGGCAGAACAGUCGACCCAACAGCCCCGCUCCUACUGCGCGCAACAGCAUGGAUUGGGGCGUGCGUGGACCUCUCGCUAGCCCGCCUGGCGGCGGCAAGUCACACCUUUCGCGUGUUGGCGGAGAAGUGCCCACUCGUCCAGAUAGCCCUAUGGGCUCACGCCGGAACGAGGACUUCGCCACUGGGUAUAGUCUUGGAUUGAUUGGGGGUGUGCGUGCUUGGAUGGCCCGCAGCCGUCAAUCCCUCCAGGAACCGCCCAGUGGAAUGCACAGUCCCACCGACGAAGACCCGGAAUCUGAGCACACCCACGGCUACGAGGAAGAAGUGCGUGGCCGUGCUGGUCACGUCUCUGCACAGUAA
Messenger RNA from Penicillium paradoxum, 1410 nucleotides. RefSeq names its product choline-phosphate cytidylyltransferase. The transcript is spliced from 4 exons. Gene Ontology annotation, cellular component: nuclear envelope. The record is from RefSeq and is a predicted model, not a curated record. The coding region runs from base 1 to 1410 and encodes 469 amino acids. Lineage: Eukaryota; Fungi; Ascomycota; Eurotiomycetes; Eurotiales; Aspergillaceae. Gene Ontology annotation, biological process: CDP-choline pathway. Gene Ontology annotation, molecular function: choline-phosphate cytidylyltransferase activity; phosphatidylcholine binding.